This is a messenger RNA of Cucumis sativus (cucumber), 1582 nucleotides long. Its product is annotated as F-box/LRR-repeat protein At3g26922. Bases 33 to 1292 code for a protein of 419 amino acids. NCBI's taxonomy places the organism in Eukaryota, Viridiplantae, Streptophyta, Magnoliopsida, Cucurbitales, Cucurbitaceae. The record is from RefSeq and is a predicted model, not a curated record. The transcript has 2 exons. Gene Ontology annotation, molecular function: protein binding.
UUUAAACCGCACUCACACAGCACCAACUCUUCAUGACCUCCAUCAUCUCUUCCAUAGCUCCAAAUUACCAGACUAUGAUCCAAGAAAAAGAAGGGAAGAUGGAAGAAGACAGGAUUAGCCUCUUACCAAAUGACAUUCUCCAUCAAAUUCUCUCCUCUAUGGAUACUCAAACUCUCAUCAAAACUACUUCACUCUUAUCAAAAAGAUGGUCAAAUCUUUGGACUUCAAUCCCAACUUUACUCUUCGACUUUCCCUCCUUCUCAUGCCCUCAUUUGAAUCGUCAACGGGAAAGAUGCUUCCGUCGUUUCAUCAAACGGGUUUUGUCCCAUCGCCGUAUGCAUCUUACUUCACUCUCUAAGGUCAACAAAAUAACUAUGUUUUUCGCCACCGAACCCAUAGGUUGCCGUGCUAGGGGCGAAGAAUUGACUGAGACACAAAGGUUCGCCAAGGAAGACCAACUAGUUUUCAAACUAUUGUUUUAUUUCGCUGCAUUGAACAAUGUCGAAGACCUCUCCAUCGACGGCGGGGAUUUGGAUUUUUCGAAUUGGUGUCGCCAUUUUACGACAUGUCGUUCCCUAAAGCUCUCAGGGUACUACGAGGGCAUAUGGGUUCCUCAUAGUUUCGAAUUCUUGAAGUCUCUUGAGAUUGAAAAUUUCUAUACAGAUUUCUUUUUCGAUGAAUUUGAAGACGGCAUGUUACCCGAUUAUCCACUUCUUGAACGUUUGAUUCUACGAGGCUCUUGUUUCGAACAUCUAGACAUCUGUGCUCCAAAACUUGAGUACUUGGAAUUGGGAAUUCUAUCUUGUCGUGAAUAUAGAUGCGGCAUAGAGAUCUCUUUGUGUACUCCUAAUCUGAGAUUUGUCAAAUUAGAUAAUAUUGUGCCUUGUUUGGACUCUACUGAUGAUUUUCUGUCUUUACAAAAAGUUGAAUUUUCUCUGGAUUAUAAAAUACCAAUGCUUGACAUGUAUGAGAUAGAGAAUGAAAUUGUAGAACAUCUAAGAAGUGUGUUUUAUCUACUUCAAAAGGCAAAUUCAAUAGUGAUUAAUACUGUUGCUGUGGAGGAUCUUUCGGAGUAUGUUAUUAUUCCUUCUACACUGAAAGAUGAAAGCUUCAUGUUUGAAAAAUUGAGGGAGUUGAGGGUUAGGGAGGGAGGCGUUUGUGAAAGUGAUAUUGAGAAGUCAAAUGAAAUCUUGAACAAAUUGCUAAACAACAGCCCUUCUAUGGAGACAUGGUAUGUUCAGGAGCAUUUGGAAUAUGGAUUUGUUAAAACACUACUUUAUACUAGGAUUUAAGACCAUCGUUUUACUACUAUCUUUUUAGGAUUUUGGAUGUUAGGUUUUGAAUUCUUGGAGUUGCUUUGUUUGGUUUGAAUUUUAGCUAUGACCACACACUCCAAUUGCUCAGUUCUGAAGAACAGUAACUGAGGUAGCUUUUUUUUCUUUUUUUGUAUGUAUAUAUUUGUUUAGAACGAGAAGUUUGUUUUGGUCUGUCUUUGAAAAUAGAAAGAAGUUUGUAUUGGCCUAUCAUAUCAUCUCUUCAACUCUUGAUUAAACAAUUUGAAUGAUCCUUUCGUGACGUCAAA